Molecule: messenger RNA, 1687 nt
Organism: Exserohilum turcica Et28A
Lineage: Eukaryota; Fungi; Ascomycota; Dothideomycetes; Pleosporales; Pleosporaceae
Exons: 2
Coding region: 303-1571 (422 amino acids)
Source: RefSeq, a predicted model, not a curated record
GCCAGGCUGCAGUUCGUCGUCGUUGCGCUGAGCAGAUCCCGAGGGAAAGCAAGAGAGUGCGCCGAGUGACCGUUACGACCAUCCUUCUUGUCCCUAUCCUUCGCUUUUUCUUCUCUCUUCAUCCGGCCUGUUGCGUCACCUGACAUGGUAGAAGCAAGCCGGCUGUCCUCGACGCCUGCUGCGACAUCACAACACCGCAGUUCCCGCAAUCGCUGUGCGGGUCGACUUGACCCCCGUGUUCUAGCCCACAAUCAGUCGCCAUUCUCGCACUCAUUGCAAAAGUCCUGGAACUCUGCCGCAAAAUGGUGAAAAAAGUCACUUAUUCGCGGCGCAAACCCGACAAGCGGCGCUUUCCCUUCGACUUUGAUGACGCCCAGGAAAACGACAACGGCCGCAAGCGCGCCAAGGCAAAUGACAAGUCCGCUGGACUGCAGUCUCCGACGCCGGCUUCGAGUGGGCAUGUGAAGCGGUCAUCUGUGUCGAAGAAUGGCGCUUUUGGCGGGCCUGUCUCCAUACCGGAAGACGCAGAUGUUGACCCUGCACCGCACAGCGGCAAAAGACGCUCUGUAUUCGACAAGGUUCUGGGCGAAGGGAGAUGCCAAGCCCCAAAGCCAGACGAAGAUAGCCUGCGGGCCAACAAGCAGCAGUUUGCGGAGAUUUUGAAGAUUGGGCAGAGAUCCAAAGAGGCCAACGACCGGAAUAGGAAACGCUAUCUGCCUACACCGCCUGCCGAGACGCAAAAGGCUCCUCAGGAAGACGAGGCUGUUGUGCGGCUGAACGGAUACGCAGACAAGAGCAAGUCGAUGCCUCCUGAGCCAUCAGCUACCACUUCGAGCCAGACACCGCAGCCCCUGGAACAGGCCCUCAGGAACGAGCCCCCCAGAGAGCCAUAUCAGCCGAGGGCUUACAAAGCCGUGCAGACGGCUGCGCCAAGGCGAAUCAUUGACGGAUGUCCGCUCUCGAGAAAGUCAUGCGAGGCUCAGAAAUGGUCGACCAAUCAGGCCAGCUCGCCGUUGCUGCAGCUGCCUCCAAAUGUGCGGGAACUUAUCUACAAGUACACGCUGGGGGGUAAAACGAUCAAUAUCAACUACGAGACAUACCGCAUCGCUUUGGACCCUACUAGGCCCAAGGUGCCGCGGCGGGUCACGCCCAUGUUCCGGUACCAUUGCACCGUCAUUGACGGCAAGAUGAAUCCUUUUCUCGCGGCUGCUAAGCCGUACAUUAAGACGCAAAACAGCUUUACCUUGUUGAACAGCACAUGUCGGCAGCUAUAUGUAGAGACGGCGAGCCUGCCGUACAAGCUCAACGUGAUAUGCUUUGGCUCGCACAACAUCAUGGUCAACUUUCUGCUCAUGGAGAAGCGACUGUCUCGUCAACAGCUCGAUGCCUUCACACAGCUGCUGCUCCCGGACAACCUACCUGGACCGGCCAUGCUCGCGUCUCUCCGGAACCUGGAGAAGGUGUAUCUUAUAUAUCAACAGACGGAGACGGCCCAAGGCUGGUAUCAUGUUGACCGGAAGGAAGGCGAGGAGCCAAGUCUGAGGCCCAUUUUAAAGGGACGCGGAUCGUAGGUCACGGGCGUGGGCUGGAGGAUAGUGGGUGGAGAGGGCUCACCGGAGCACAAGGCAUUCUCCGCGUGUGGUUUGUUUUGCACAUGGCAUUUGUCGGCGGCAUAGGUAAUACCCGG